This is a messenger RNA of Phlebotomus argentipes, 2235 nucleotides long. Its product is annotated as gastrula zinc finger protein XlCGF71.1-like. The record is from RefSeq and is a predicted model, not a curated record. Gene Ontology annotation, biological process: regulation of transcription by RNA polymerase II. Gene Ontology annotation, molecular function: RNA polymerase II cis-regulatory region sequence-specific DNA binding; DNA-binding transcription factor activity. Lineage: Eukaryota; Metazoa; Arthropoda; Insecta; Diptera; Psychodidae. The coding region runs from base 111 to 863 and encodes 250 amino acids. The transcript has 3 exons.
UAAGUGUCAAACAACGCCUAUCGAUCUCGUUCGUGGUGCGAGUUUGUGGCUCUUUUCUGCCCUGAAUCCGUGUCAAUUCCGUCACGAGAGUGGUGGAGAGUCCUUGCAGGAUGGACUACAGUAAGAUCAGCAUCGAGUCCAUGUUCAAUUUGAGCGUGGACUACCAGAAGACCAACGCAAUGCUGUACAGUGGCAACUGCGCUGAGCCCGAGGAACAGCCCGAGAUCGUGGUAGUGCGCGAGGAUGCGCUGCCGAAGCCCACUUUUCAAUGUCCGACGUGCCUCAAGGUGCUGAAGAGCAUGUCGACGUACAGAAAUCACAUGAAGAUUCACGCGAAUCAGGAGGAGGACGCGAAGCAGUGGAGCGUGUGUCACUACUGCAACAAGGUGUUCUACGAUCCCAACCAGCUGAAACAACACCAGCUGAGCCACACGAAAGACAGCCAGGCUCUGAAGUGCCACCACUGUUACAAACCCUUCUACCAUCGAGACGCCCUGGAGAGGCACCUGAAGGAGCACAAGGAGCUCAAGGACUACCGCUGCCUCAACUGCAAUAAGACCUUCGCUUCCUUCAACUACCUGAAGCUCCACUUCAAGAUGCACGCGGACGAAAAGCCCUACAAGUGUAGCUACUGCGACAAGCGAUUCACCUUCUCCAGCAACCUCACCGUGCACACGAGGAUCCACACGGGCCACAAGCCCUAUAGGUGUCGUGAGUGCAACAAGUGCUUCACGCAAAUCAACACGCUGAAGCAGCAUCACAAGGUGCACGAAAAGGAGGACAAGACGGCCAAGGCGAUGGCGCAGGCCGAUGAUUCCAAGAGUUUUCACUACGAGGGCAACCUCAUCACGAUACCAUCGUGAGCGCGUGACCCGAGCGGCGCGGCGUAGGGGAGGAGCCAGCGCUGAAGGUCGCGGAUAUCAAAGACGUCUGUGUGUUCUGGAGGAUGAAGAUGUAAGUGCCACCAAAAAGAUGAAGCAGUUUCCCAAAUAAUGAAAUCAUGAGUGUUGAUUCUCUCAGAGAAUUUCCGCGGGUGUAUUGAAGCGCCCCAUUUUCCCUCCCUCUCUUCAACUUUCCAUCGAUGUUUUGAGAAAAAGACCAAGAAGUAGAUUUACGAGUUUUACCAUGUUAAGGGCGUGUUGAGAAGAGAAGAAGAAUGAGAGAGAUGAAUUUACAACAAUUGAAAUUCCCCAUUUAUGAAUUUUUAUCACAAUUGAAAUUGAUUUCUCUCCCUAAUAUUUAUGUUUAUAAUCUUGUUUUGGUACAAAUAUUAUCUUUUCUCCCAUUUCUAUCCUUCACAAUAAUGUAUUUCUAUAUCAUUCAGCAAUUAAUAAAUAUCUUUAGUUAAUCUAUCUAUUGUUUAUCAGUUGGUCCUGCUUUGUUGCCCCUUUUUUGCAGCCAUGCCCACAUUUUCUACGCUUUCGCCCAUUGUCUACGCUAAUUGGGCCUUUGGGAGUGUAGACAAUGACAAUGUAAGGUUAUGUUUGCUUGUAAUCCUUUUUAUUUCGCUUUUACGCUCCUUUUUCACUUGAUUUUGUGAACACAAAACCUUUGAAUCAUGAAGAUUCAGUGCAAUAUUGUUGAUUUUCAUUGGAAAUGAGUGCAAUUUUCUUGCUUUCUUAACCCAAUAGAAUGCCUAGAAGGUAGUUUUUUAGUGUGUUAUUAGUUGAAUUUACAGGUGAUUGUUAGAUUUUCCGAUUUUCCUGCAAUCCGAACGAUGAAUCCAUGCCAAAUGCCACACAAAAUGGUGCUCAUUUCUUCCGCCAACAGGAACAAAACGAAUUUUCACAGUCACAAAAGCAGUUGUGAUGCUCAAAAUCAAUUUAUUAUCGACAAUAAGAAGGAGAGAGAAUAAAAUAUUGUAUUGAUUUCAAGGUGAGACGAAAGUUCUCUCAAUUGUACUGGCAAAGCCUAAAACACGGUCUCUAAACUUCACUGCAAACUAAUCAUUUUUACAUGUAAUAUUUUUACAUAAUGUGUAUAACUUUAUUCUAUAUUUCACACAAUUAUACAAUGAUUUCAUAAAAAGAAUAUUUGUUUACUUUCCCCCCCCCCGCAACUGAGUCAUCUUUUACCUUUAACGACGCCAGAGUGUAGAUUAUAUGACGUAAAGUAUUCAGCAAUUCCAUAUUCCAUAUCUAAGCAUCUCCAUACAUAUUCUCGUCAAUUGUUCUCAUUACUCAUUCGGCGAUGGAUGGAAAAUUUAAUUCACUCUGGCGAUGUGAGCAAUAUUUC